This is a messenger RNA of Amyelois transitella, 1148 nucleotides long. RefSeq lists its product as uncharacterized. Gene Ontology annotation, cellular component: nucleus; transcription regulator complex. Gene Ontology annotation, biological process: regulation of transcription by RNA polymerase II. Gene Ontology annotation, molecular function: DNA binding. The record is from RefSeq and is a predicted model, not a curated record. Lineage: Eukaryota; Metazoa; Arthropoda; Insecta; Lepidoptera; Pyralidae. The transcript is spliced from 2 exons. The coding region runs from base 155 to 1063 and encodes 302 amino acids.
GUUGCGGCGUCGCAUCGCAAAAAUCAACGACGCCGCACAACGCAUCGUGGAAAAUCCGAUGCGCUGCGCAACGUACAAAUCUGCGAUGCGACAACGCGUUGCCGUUUAGUCGGUGUCCAUACUUUGAACGACCUGCACGUGUUUUUUAAGCGAUAUGGCGGAGUACGAUGUCGACCACCUGAUAUCUUUAAUUUACGAACGUCCCGUCCUUUGGGACAAAACUAUAUCACAAUUCAAAGACAAAAAUUUAAAAACAGAAGCAUGGAGGGAAGUGUGUACAAGUUUAUAUUCAAAUUUUGAGGAGUUAAAUACUGUUGAAAAAUCAAAAAUCGGUAACGAUGUCAUAAAAAAAUGGAGAGGAAUCAAGGAUAAUUUUACAAAAUACGAAAAAAAAUUAAACGAGCAAUGUAAAUCCGGAGCUGGGGCCAAAAAAAUUAAACAAUAUCAUCUAUACGACCAGCUCCUAUUUCUGAAAAAGAAUUUUCAAAAUAAAACAACAUCAAGUCUUGACGAUGAAGAAAUAAGACCAAGCACCUCAACCCAACAAAGCCAGCAACCUGUCAUGCCACGUUACCAGCCUGCAUCGCGUAAAAGAAAAAUUGACGAAGACGAAUUUGAGAAGAAUAUUAUAGCUGCUUUAAAAACACCUGAAAGUAGACAUUUAUCUUUUUUUAAAGGAAUUUUGCCAUCAUUGGAAAAAUUGAAUGAUAAUCAAACAAUAAUUUUCCAAAGUCGUGUCCUACAGAUAUUAACUGAUUUACACCAACCAUCAUACUAUCCCAGCCACUAUCAAACUUCACAAACAUCCGUCCAAGCAAACUAUCAAACAUCUCAAACAACUGUUCAGACUGGCUAUCAAACAGCUCAAAUGUCUAUGCAGAGUGGCUACCAAACAUCCAUUCAACGCAGUGCCUUCCAAAGCGGAUGCGAAACAUCACCGGCGCCUAUGCAAUCGUCUCCACAAACGCCAAGGAAUGAUGAUGUAAAUGAGCCAGAACAAAUUAAUUUCGAUGAGGAACUAACAAAUUUGACGAAUGACACACAAUCGGAUUACGAGUUUUGAAUAACACUAAAUUGUGAAAAUGAUUAAACAGUAUGAUUAUAGUAUAAAUAGUUUAUUUUUUUCUUACCUUAUAGUUAAUCCCAGC